Messenger RNA from Lates calcarifer (barramundi perch), 1329 nucleotides. Its product is annotated as alcohol dehydrogenase class-3 chain L. Bases 118 to 1248 code for a protein of 376 amino acids. Gene Ontology annotation, biological process: formaldehyde catabolic process. Gene Ontology annotation, cellular component: cytosol. The transcript has 9 exons. Gene Ontology annotation, molecular function: zinc ion binding; S-(hydroxymethyl)glutathione dehydrogenase [NAD(P)+] activity. The record is from RefSeq and is a predicted model, not a curated record. Lineage: Eukaryota; Metazoa; Chordata; Actinopteri; Centropomidae.
UUAGACAAGGCACCCAGCCCACAGAGGCAGGGCCCUUCUUUGUGAUUGGUCUAAACUUUGAUAAGACCCACACCAUUACUUAACCCUCUGGGAGUGAGAGUCCAGUUGUGAAACAGCAUGGCAACUGCAGGGAAGAUAAUCCGGUGCAAAGCUGCAGUAGCAUGGGAGGCUGGGAAACCUCUCAUGAUGGAGGAGGUGGACGUGGCACCUCCUAAGGCUGGGGAGGUUCGCCUUAAGGUUGUGGCCACAGGGAUCUGUCACACGGACUCCUACACACUGAGUGGCUCUGACCCUGAGGGGGUUUUCCCCGUCGUGCUGGGCCAUGAGGGAGCUGGUAUUGUGGAGAGCGUCGGAGAGGGAGUCGUCAAAUUUCAACCAGGGGACACGGUGAUACCCCUGUAUGUCCCACAGUGUGGAGAGUGCAAGUUCUGUAAAAAUCCUAAAACCAACUUGUGUCAAAAGAUCAGACUCACCCAGGGCAAAGGCUUAAUGCCUGAUGGGACGACUCGUUUCUCCUGCAAAGGCAAGAGCCUCUUCCACUUCAUGGGCUGUAGCACAUUCUCUGAGUACACUGUGGUAGCUGAGAUCUCCCUGGCCAAAGUGGACCACAGGGCCCCUCUGGACAAGGUUUGUCUGCUGGGCUGUGGCAUCACCACCGGUUAUGGAGCUGCUUUAAACACUGCCAAGGUGGAGGCUGGGUCAACCUGUGCAGUGUUUGGCCUGGGAGCGCUGGGCCUCGCUGCAAUCAUGGGCUGUAAAGCAUCAGGGGCAGCCAGGAUUAUUGGAAUCGACCUCAACCCUGACAAAUUUCCAACUGCUCGCAAGUUUGGGGCCACAGACGUGGUGAACCCAAAGGACCACAGCAAGCCAAUCCAAGAGGUCCUGGUAGAGAUGACAGAUGGAGGUGUGGAUUACUCCUUUGAAUGUGUGGGCAAUGUGGCAAUCAUGAGAGCAGCCCUGGAAGCCUGCCAUAAAGGAUGGGGCACCAGCGUCAUCAUCGGCGUGGCAGCUGCCGGACAGGAGAUCUCCACCCGGCCCUUCCAGCUGGUGACCGGACGCACCUGGAAAGGCACUGCCUUCGGAGGAUACAAGAGUGUGGACAGCGUUCCCAAACUGGUGGAGGAGUAUAUGAACAAGAAGCUCAAAGUGGACGAAUUUGUGACUCACACUUUGCCCUUUGAGAAGAUCACAGAUGGUUUUCAUCUGAUGCAUGCUGGGAAAUGCAUCCGUGUCGUCCUGAAGUUCUAGAUGCAAAGGAGCAAAGAAAACUAUGAUGUCACUCCAUGUUUACUCUGCUAAGUUUAAUAAAUAAUCUUUCAGUUCCCUGUC